This is a messenger RNA of Girardinichthys multiradiatus, 1848 nucleotides long. RefSeq names its product keratin, type I cytoskeletal 18-like. The record is from RefSeq and is a predicted model, not a curated record. Gene Ontology annotation, cellular component: keratin filament. Lineage: Eukaryota; Metazoa; Chordata; Actinopteri; Cyprinodontiformes; Goodeidae. The transcript is spliced from 7 exons. Gene Ontology annotation, molecular function: structural molecule activity. The coding region runs from base 114 to 1304 and encodes 396 amino acids. Gene Ontology annotation, biological process: intermediate filament cytoskeleton organization.
CUCCUCCUGCCUUGUGAGCUCCAAUUUCUGCCUGCACUGCCAGUGACUCUACUCUCGUUCUCUUACUCACAGUCACAGUCUGUCUCACUGAGUCCCAGCACUCUAGAGCAACCAUGCAAACCUCCAGACAAACUACAUACUCCAUGCGCUCCUCUACCAGCAGCAGGGCUCCUGGCAUGUCCAUCACUCGCACCUCUGGUCCUGUCUACAAGGCCCAGUCCAUUCAUGGUGGGGCCGGUGGCUCCCGCAUCAGUGUGUCCUCCAGCUACAGAAGUUCCCUGGGAGCCGGAAUGGGAGCCGGUGCUGGAGCGGGAGGAUUCUCCAGCAGCGUCCAGGUGAGCGGGAACAAUGUAGACAUCAUGGGCAAUGAGAAGUUUGCCAUGCAGAACCUGAAUGACCGGCUGGCGAGCUACCUUGAGACAGUGAGGAACCUGGAGAAGGCCAACCACAAGCUGGAGAUAAAGAUCAAAGAGGCCCUGGAGAAGAGUGGACCUGACUUCAGAGACUACAGCAAGUACCAGCUUAUCAUUGAUGACCUAAGGAAGAAGAUUUUUGAUGCCACCACCGACAAUGCCCGACUGGUUCUCAACAUCGACAAUGCUCGCCUGGCAGCUGAUGACUUCAGAGUAAAAUAUGAGUCUGAACUGGCCAUUCGUCAGUCUGUGGAGGCCGACAUCGUCGGUUUGAGGAAACUCAUUGAUGACACCAACCUGAGCCGCAUGAACCUGGAGAGUGAGAUUGAAGCCCUGAAAGAAGAGCUCAUUCACCUCAAAAAGAACCAUGAAAAUGAAGUCAUGGAGCUACGUAACCAGAUCGCCCAGUCCGGUGUCCACGUAGAUAUCGACGCACCAAAGGGUCAAGAUCUAUCUCAGAUCAUGGCAGAAAUCAGGGCCAAGUAUGAAAAGAUGGCACAGAAAAACCAGGAAGAACUCAAAGCAUGGCAUGAAUCUCAGAUAAUAGAAGUUCAGACACAGGUAACACAGAACACAGAGGCCCUCAAGGGUGCCCAAACAGAGGUUAAUGACUUACGCAGACAAAUGCAAACCCUGGAGAUUGAGCUGGAGUCACAGAAGAGUCUGAAAGCCUCUCUGGAGGGCACCCUGAGGGACACAGAGCUGCACUACAACAUGGAGGUUGAGUCGCUCAAUGCCAUUCUUCUGGGCCUGGAGGCAGAGCUGACCCAGCUGCGGAACAAGAUCCAGCUGCAGUCACAGGAUUACGAGGCCCUGCUGAACACAAAGAUGAAGCUGGAGGCUGAGAUUGCGACAUACAGGCGGCUGCUGGACGGUGAAGAUUUCAAGUGAGCUUCAGGAUGCUCUGGAAGAGCAGAAAAAAGUGACCAAGACCAAAGUAAUGACCGUCACACAGACCCUGGUGGAUGGAAAAGUGGUCUCCUCCAACACAGAAACAAAGAAUCUUUAAUCACAGGAUGCAACGAUCCCAACAAACAACACUAAAACAACAAAGCAGUUUAUAAGUUUAUCAAACUUUUUAUCCAAACAGAUUCCCAUAAGAUACAAAACUCUUUAUUGAACUUCACACCCAAGUUAAACGGUUGUUACAGAGGCUAAUGAAACUUGGAUCAGAGGAAAACAAAAUCAUCUACUAUUUAUUUCAUCAUGGUUUAUUUAUGUCAUUGUUUGCUGUCAUUUAGAUGUUUUCAACAGUUCCGAAUUGGUGGACUUUGCCAUUGUGUUAAGAGAUUAAAUAAUUAAAGACGAUUUCAAAGCAAAAAGGGUCCAAUUCAAAGCAUUUGAAAGUAUAUAUGUUUUUUUGGUUUUCUUUUUUCCCAGUUUUGGUCUGCCUGCUGUUCUGUUCAGUUCAAUAAAGUCCUUUGAGAAAAUUCUA